Molecule: messenger RNA, 2204 nt
Organism: Pteronotus mesoamericanus
Lineage: Eukaryota; Metazoa; Chordata; Mammalia; Chiroptera; Mormoopidae
Gene: RAB3B
Product: RAB3B, member RAS oncogene family
Exons: 5
Coding region: 93-752 (219 amino acids)
Biological process (GO): protein localization to plasma membrane; regulation of exocytosis; protein secretion
Cellular component (GO): plasma membrane; synaptic vesicle; endosome
Molecular function (GO): GTPase activity; myosin V binding; GTP binding
Source: RefSeq, a predicted model, not a curated record
UGCGCCCCCCACCGUCCGCCGCCCGCCGCCCUGUCCGGCCGUCCCGCAGCGCCGUUUGGGAGCGAUCCGCUCUCCCGCACCCGGAGUCCCAGAUGGCUUCAGUGACCGAUAGUAAAGCCGGAGUCAAAGAUGCCUCUGACCAGAAUUUUGACUACAUGUUCAAACUGCUCAUCAUUGGCAACAGCAGUGUUGGCAAAACCUCCUUCCUCUUCCGCUAUGCUGAUGACACCUUCACCCCAGCCUUCGUCAGCACUGUGGGUAUCGACUUCAAGGUGAAGACAGUUUACCGCCAUGAGAAGCGAGUGAAGCUGCAGAUCUGGGACACAGCUGGGCAGGAGCGGUACCGGACCAUCACUACAGCCUAUUACCGUGGGGCCAUGGGCUUCAUUCUGAUGUAUGAUAUUACCAACGAGGAGUCCUUCAAUGCUGUCCAAGAUUGGGCUACUCAGAUCAAGACCUACUCCUGGGACAAUGCACAGGUUAUCCUGGUGGGAAACAAGUGUGACAUGGAAGAAGAAAGGGUUGUUCCCGCUGAGAAGGGCCGGCUCCUCGCAGAGCAGCUUGGGUUUGACUUCUUUGAAGCCAGUGCCAAGGAGAAUAUCAGCGUGAGGCAGGCCUUUGAGCGCCUGGUGGAUGCCAUUUGCGACAAGAUGUCUGAUUCGCUGGACACGGACCCCUCCGUGCUGGGUGCCUCCAAGAACACCCGUCUCUCGGACACCCCACCACUGCUGCAGCAGAGCUGCUCAUGCUAGGCAAGGCGCACCCUCCUGAUCUCCCCUCAUUGUGGCCCCCACACCCACUCUGCUUCCCUUGUCACACUCUGUCCAUCCCCAGCCCCAAGCCAGCUGUGUUGCUGCUGUUCUUGGCCUGCAGCGGAGGUGGAGGCAUGCUCCAGGGCUUCUCUGCAGAUGGCCCCACUUACAGACACUCAGCGCUAGACUAACAGCCAGGUUGCAAAAAGGGUGGAGAUUCACUUUACAAAAAAAAAGAUUCCAUUUUACAGAGGGGAUUCACAACGGGGACUUGGAAAGCGACUCUCUUAGAUUUCCUUCAUUUACCAAAAUUUGACACACAUAUGCUUUUCAGGGCCUAGCCAACCAUAUAAAGAGAGGCCCACCUGCCCAGCUAAUCCUGUUAAAGAAAAGCUCCCCCUACACAACAUGCUUGUUUCAUAUCAGGCUCCCCUGUGGAGCUUCCUCACAUUGCAAGUGAAGCUUCGGCUCUCAAAGUCCUAAGUCUGUCACCACGGAUGCCCACGGGGCCUGGGCAGUUGCUGUGGUGACAGGCCAGAGCUAAUCUCCAGAGAGAGGGAGCUCUCUAAUGAUACUGAAGGAGCAAAGGCUGAGUCAGAAACACACGUAAAAGGAAAAGAUUAUUACCUGCAAAAUGUCAAAGGUUCCUGCUAUAUGAAAGAGCAAGGCAGGGAGCUCAAGACAAAGAGAAAGAGAAACAGGCAAGAUAGAGAAACAGGUCAUAAAUUUCUGAUUUUGCUGAUUUUGUUGGUUCUGAAUCUUUCCAGCUGGUUCUAAACUAUGGGAACUCGAAGAAAUUGGUCAUUGGUUCUUAAAUUCCCCAAAUCUGAAAAAUUUGGAGUUGGUAGGGUCCCAAAUUUGAUCUGGUCUAACUAGUUAAUUCCAUUCCUAUCUCUGAUAGGUAAGUGGCUGUCAGGACUCAUGACCAAAAAUCUCUUCCUCUGAGGCACAUGUUCGGGCAGAGAUGGGAGCUCAUUGUUCACACCAUCUUUGGGCAGCUAUCAUAAUCUGGUUUUUCCUUGUUUUAAGCUGAAAUCUGUCACCUAGAUAUUCUUCCUUUUCUCACUCAAUUUGUACUAGCACUGCUGUCAGAGGCCUCACAGAGUCUGCUCCCUCUGUCCCAUGACACCCUUAGGUGACUUGAGAACAGAAACCAUGAUCCCUGGGAUGUGCCCUUUUGCUAAGUCAAAUAGCUCUGAUUCCUUCUGCCAGUGUUCACAGGGUCUUCUCCCCAUCCUGCCCUUUCUCCCAGCCCAUCUUUCAAUCACUCCUGAGUAGUCUAACUGGGAAAUGUGAUUCAAAGCAGAAUAAAUCUAAGGAGGGGCAUGACCCUGAAAAACUGGGAAAAUUAAAUCCAAAUGUAUCAAUCCCAACCUCAUAUUCUCCUGGGAGUAAAACCUUAGUUUUUACCAAAAAGCAGAUGUGAAACAACUCCUGGAGGAAACUGCUUAA